UUGGCCCGCAGAGCGGUCAAUCACGAAAAAGCCGGUACUGGUGGGCGGGACUGGACGGGUUUGCCGCUGUAGUUUUCUUCAAGAUGGCGGGGCUGUUACUGAAGCAGUAUGGCGAAGCGUCGAGAAUAGAAUGAUUAGGGAGGUAGCUAGGUGGCCUAAAGGAGAGAGCUGCGCUAAAUUAAUUGGUAAGCAUAUCUGUCAUGAAGAUAUUUUGAGGUCAGCUAACAAUUUGUGCAGCCGCGGGGAUAUGAACAUCCUGACGGUUGGUCGCUAGCAUAUUAGCAUUGAUGGGACGUUACUGGGGGCCUCUGUGCAUAUAUUCGUGUUCCAGUAGGAUUUUCCACCAUAUUUUACCUUUUAUAUUGCAUACUUCAGCCAAAGUACAGCUUUUGUAACCUUUAAGUCCGUCUUCUUGCUUGUAGUAAGCUGAUAGAGUCCACUAUUCUGUCAUACCACGCGUUUUGUCAUUUGCAUAUUUACUGACAUCUGCUCUCUGGUCCUUGUCUCCAGCUCCCAGAAGAACCCAGUGGACGAUGAUCAGUGCCUAGAAUCCAUAUUAAGCUGAAUGCAUUGUGAUUUCCAAUAAUUGAGACAGUGAUUCUGAAAGCUGUCUACAUUAAUGAAAAGAACAAUGUAGUCAGCUUAGCAUUUUCACCUCUGGUACGUGGUCUAUACAGGGAUGUGCUUCUGCAUGCAUUCUGGGUUUAGAUAAGAGAGGAAGUUGUUAAACAGAACAGGUUGUAGAUUAGGCAAAAUUACCAGUUUGUUUUUAAAUCAUAGUAAUAAUAAAACAGAUUAAAUGGAGAUUGAUGAUGUUUUACCCCCUCUCCCCUUGGAGCCACCUGAUGAUUUUGGCCAACAUGAGGGCAGAGCACCUCCACCACCUCCCCUGCAAACGUCCAGUGACGCAGAGGUAAUGGACGUUAGCUCUGGUGGUGAUGGAUACACAUACACCCCAGGGGACGGGGAAGCCCAGCCACAGCAGCCCCUCAGCAUGGGCUCAGUAACUUUCUGUAGCCACCUCUCAAAUGAGGCCAAUCCCAAUCCACGGUGCCCCAGAACAGCCCGCCACGCUCCACCGGUCACCAAGUUUCUACCAGACCUCAAACUGCUCAGAGAUGUUAAGAUCAGCGUGAGCUUCACUGAAAGCAGCAACAGCAAGGACAGGAAGGUUUUGUACACAGGCGAAGGGCAGGAGGUUGGAAGUGACGACGGUUUAGACAGCCUGAAUGGUGAGUUGCAUGACUCAACUAGUGAGCAGGAGGCAGCUGAGGGUAGCUCUGGGGCAGGAAGCAAAGCAGGACGAAGGUCAGAGGAGGCUGAGGCAGACCUGGAGAACAAGGUAGAGUUUGCAGUCCUGGAUGAGUUGGAUGACUUUUGCGAGAACUUUGUGGAUCAUGAUGACGGGGAGCAUGGCGGCUUUAAGUCAGAGGUCAUAAUUCAGCAGGAGCAAGCAGAUGACGAGGCCAUGACUUACUCCUAUGAGGUACGUAUGCGUGUGUGUCCAUUUGUCAUUAAGCUUCACUGAAACGUAUGUCCAUACCACACACUGUUCACACACUUGAGUACAUGCUGCAGUGCAACAAAAGGUGAUCUUACGAAUUCAAAUCAUUUUUUACUGCCUCCUGACAUCAGGUCACAUACCCUAUAAAUGGCAUCUUUACAUGCUAAUUAUUUUAAUUUUAUUUAGUACGACUGUGCUCUUUCUGAUGCAGCUGAACAUAAUAACAUACUCCCUUUAUGACACUAAAGAUUUUAAUAAGAAAAACGUACAAACCCAUUCUCGAAACAUCGUCCUGGCAACUAAAAUUUAUUCAGAGAUGUGACUGAUUAUUUGUCCUCACAACAGUAAAUAUGUCCUAUCCAAGAAUGUCCAUUACUUAUUUUAAGAUGGUGAAAAAUACAACAUUUUGGCUUAUAAACUGGUGUCUAACUUUUUAAAUAUACAAUUGUACCACCAGAGAUCUCUCAGUUUCCAACAGCCUGACUGAUUUAGAUCUAAAUGUUCCAUUGAGCAUCAUAGAUUUGAGGUCAUGUUCCUUUUAAAAGUGAAAUACAAGGAUGUGUUAGUUAUUCUUUUUCAUUUUUCUCAUUGCAUGUUGGGUUUCCAUUGGAGCCGAAGGGUUUAGCAGUAACUUCAUAAAGGAGAAAUCUCAGAAGUAUUCAACUGUUUUCAUGACUAGUGACUGUAUAUGAAACGGACAAGUCACUUCAUGCCAACCUUUAUGACAUGACGUAGAAAAAAAGUCUCAUUGAGUGCAGACAUGUUGAGCUGGUGAAGCUAAGGCAUGUGUAAAAGCAGCCUGGCUGGUAGAUUUCCGUUAAGUAACAUAUGCAUUUAACUCACUGAUAAAGCUGUAAGAUCCCAUAGGUUGGUACGGAUUCAUGUGUUGAUCCUAAGCUGACACUGAAGUGUUUUAUUUAGUAACUUUGAAAUGACUCUCUGACUCUUAGGCCCAUUGUCUCUUGUCCACUUUAAUUGCAUUCACAAAUGAAGCAUUCACAACUUCCUGAAGCUGGUGACCCAUCAUCCCUCUCUCUCUCGGCCUUAACCAUCGAUUCUUGCAGGAGUUUGACAAUGAUGUUGAUGCUCUGCUGGAGGAGGGCAUGCCGGCCCCCAAAAAGAUGCGUCCAUCAGAAGACAAGUUUGGGGGUGACAGUGAUCAUCAGUCUGAUGGUGAAGGAGGUGUUCAGCCCAUGAUGACCAAAAUAAAGACUGUCCUGAAGAGUGAGUGGUAGAUCAGUCAGGGUUCGGUAUUUGGAGGAAACUGGCAAUUGAAUGUGGUUUUAGCACUUUGGGAUACAUUCUGUUUUUAACUCUAAACAGUGUACGCUAUAUGCAGCCUGACUCAAAAUAAGUUGGCACAUGCUGUAAAACUUUAAUCAUAAUAGAAUUUCAGGGUUUGCAGAUCAUUUAAAUGCUUUAUCAAGUUUCAAAUAGUGCCAAAACAGAAAAAAGUGUUGAAACUGAAAUUUUUUGUUUUACAAAAUACCACAUGCUCCUUUUUUGAUUUGAUGCUGGCAGGGUCUUUUAAAAGAGUUGAGAAAGUGACAAGUUCAUCAUUUCAUUGCAUCACUUUUUAAAAAAGCAAACAAGCUGAAAAAACGUUUUUGAGCCAAAGAGACCAGUUCCCAGCACUUUUUCCAUCUCCUUUCUGUGCUGUGUGGUACUAGAGCUAAGUGUUCCCCUCACCUAUUGAGCAGAGGUCACAGAGUCCAUGAUUUCCAAAAAAGAAUAUCAAAUUUUGGUGCAACAGAUUUUCUACUUAUCUGCAUUCAUCUUGAUAAUCCUUGGGCUCUGAGAAAUUUAUGUACAACGUUUAUAGAAAGUUGCUUCUUUGAUUGGUACGGUUUCAAUAAAAUCAUCAAUAGGCCUUGCCUCUUUGGUACAGAUAAUUUUUCCAGAUUAUCAGAAUCUUGUACAGCAAAUAAAAAAAUCCCAAAGUUAUUUUCAAUUCUAUUUUGAAGGAAAUUUUUCUGGAAUUGUUCAGCUAACAGUCCGUCUCAGUCUUGAACCUCUCCUUCUCUCUACUCCUCAGAGACUCAGCCUUUUAAAGGGUGUAUGUUUUUUACAGCAUCACACAUUAUUUUUGUUUCUUUUUCUCUCUCUCGGCUUCAGCUUAUUUUUUUAUAAAAUUGGACAAAAAAUUUCAGUUUCAACAUUUAAAGUGUCUACUUUACAUUAACGAUUUGCAAAAUAUUGAGAUCAACAUUUCACACAACAUCCAACUUUUUUUAGAUUGAGGGUAUUAGUUCCAUCAAUGUUUAAUAUAAUGAACAAUGUAUAAUUAAUUUGUUGAAUUUGAGGAAUAUUGUUACUCAUCUCUGCUUUUCAGUAAAGAAGUUGAUAGACAUGUUUUGUAUGUUCAAUCAAGUUGCAAAUUCUGCAUUUAAGAGAUCAAAUCAAGUACAGCAUUGUGCUGUCCGUCAUCUGGUAACGUGAUUACAUAUCGUAAUAAUCCUAAUCGUGUAAUGUACAUAAGCAUUUUAUAUUUCUGCUCUUGGCAGGUCGGGGACGACCACCCACCGAACCUCUGCCUGAUGGAUGGAUCAUGACAUUCCAUAACUCUGGCAUUCCAGUCUACCUGCACAGAGAGACCAGGGUGGUGACCUGGUCCAGACCCUAUUUUCUUGGAACAGGCAGUAUUAGGGUAAGAUAGUUUUGAUCUAACAUUACUAUUUCAUAACAGAGGUGUGUGCACAUGUACUGCUGUUACCGGCUUGUUGACCUGUUCAGAUGGGAAUACAGCAGUUUACAGUCAGAGACACAUUGGGGUAACCGUGGUUUUAUGGAGACUGACUUGUCAAACCUAAACAAAAGGUUUACCUCCAAACUUUUGCCACAAAAUUACACAAGAACCAAAAAAUUCUGGGACCAGGGCGCUGAUAGUCUGAUAGCCAGGACCUUUUGCUGCAUGUCUUCCCCUGCUUUCUCCUCCCUAUAUAUCAUGUCUGUCUUCAGCUGUUCUAUCCAAUAAAGGUGAAAAUGCCCCAAAAUAAAAAUUCUUGGACUUGGACCAUCAGCCCAAACUCCUGACUUUGUUGAUUUAUUGGUAUACACUGUAUUUUGGUGUUUUUGAUUGUUGCUGCAGAAACACGACCCUCCCACCAGCAGCAUCCCUUGCCUUCACUACAAGAAAAUGAAGGAUCAGGAGGAAAGGGAGCUGAAUGGGGAGGUGACACUCAAAGAAGACUCACCGGUCAAGCAGCCCGGGGAAGAGGCCAAUGAUGGAGAAGGACACGGAGAGUCAGAGACUCCAGGCGAAGGACAGGAUGCCAUUCACCCCACAAGUUUGGCUGAUGGUGAUGGUGAUGGAGCUGGGGAGGGAACCGCUGAUAAAACCCUUCAGGCUAAAGAGUCUCAGCCGUGUGACACUGCGCAAGGAGCUCUAGGCCAAGUCAAAGCCAAGGUGGAGGUGUGCAAGGAUGAGUCAAUAGGUAGGGAUUUUCUUUAAUGACAGGUUUUUGACAGGUCAUUCAUUUGUCUGCUGCAUUAAUUGAUCUUUCUAAACCCUUCCCACAGAACUUGAAGACUUUCGUCUGUACCUGGAGAAAUGCUUCGACUUUGAACAAGUUACUGUUAAGAAGUUUCGUACCUGGGCUGAGCGAAGGCAGUUCAACAGAGACAUGAAGAGGAAGCAGGCGGAGUCGGAGAGACCCAUCCUGCCUGCCAACCAGAAACUCAUCACACUGUCCGUUCAGGAUGCACCCACUAAGAAAGGUGAAAGUUACAUGCAGUAGAUAAACACUUCGAGAGGAGAGCAAGAGUCAUUACCAGUAACAAAUGAUACAGUAGAGUUAUUCUGUUAGAUGUGAAAGCAGAAAACCCUCUUGUCAUUUGAAACUCAUCAAACUGAGUCAUGAAGGUGACAUGUUUGCAUUUUCAUGAGCACAGCUUGUGUAACUUGUGUUUUUAAACCUGUUAGAUUAGCAAAGCAUAGAUCUCUCUGAGUGUGUUUACAUGGAUUUGAGCAUCCGUGUAAUAAUCAGGCUCCUGGGUGUCUCGUUUUUGUGUUUGUACGUAUGUCAUAUUCAAAUUUCAGACACCAGGAUACGUGUAGUCUGUAUCGUGGUUUCUUGCAUGCCCACUUUAAAACAUGACAUGUUCAGGAGAAGUGACCUGCAGUUUUCUCUUUUCUUCUCUCCCCUCAUAUGACUGAUGUUCAUGAUGUUCAUGUUGUAAUACAGGGUGAUCCAACAUCAAGAUGGAAAGAGAAGGAGAGACAAAAGUAGCUGAUCAGCGAGUUUCUUCUAGAGUUUUAAGUCGAUGUUGGAGACGAGCAGCUAUAACUCCGAUUUGUUUUUCACGCUCUGUCUCUCAGUGUAUUAGUAGUGCAACCUGUCCUGCAGCAAAGUCAGUGCACACCAAUAUAGUCUCCCAUGAUCAAUACCUCAACAUGCUGUUUAUAAUGGAGAGAAAAAAACAGCCAGUGAAGAGAUAAACUGUAGAAUCGCACCAGGAACAUCAGGCCUCAUAUGAUGAAGUUUUACGUCACUUUACUUUUAUUUUCUAAAUUGCUACAUCUACAAUCAGCCACAGUGGUCCUGUUUUUCCUCAGAUUUUAUCAGCAGCAGUUUGUGUUGUGAAAAAUAAACAUCACAGGCACCUGCGCCAAUAAGAUGUAGUCAUUAGAAACCUGGAUACUCUUUUCGAUCAAGGACACAGGAUUGUGAAUAAUUGGAUUUUUCUGUGUGAAUGUAUUUGUUGUGUUUCACAAAUGAUCAAAACUGGGUCAAGGCUUAUUACUGAAAUUCUCAAGUCCAAGUAAACACACUUGUCUCGUGUCUUCUCUCUUGUGGUUCAAACGUACAGUGUGUAUUUAACUUCAAAGAAGAAACUAUAUAUCAGUAAUAAGUAACUGCAGAUUCUGUACUUUUGCCUCAGAUUGUGAACUUCAUGUAAUUCUUCCAACAGAAUUUGUCAUCAAUCCAAAUGGGAAGUCUGAAGUUUGCAUCUUACACGAAUAUAUGCAGCGUGUCCUGAAGGUUCGACCUGUUUACAACUUUUUUGAAUGUGGUAAGUCGUACUUUUGGAAACCUCGUAUUUGGGGAAAAUCAAGCAUAAGAAGUUCUGACAGUCUGUCCUUAACAGAAACACACAAGAAAGGAACUGUGAUUAUGUUCCAUAGUGUGUCUGAUAUAUGGUGAUGCAUAAAUACAUCUUUAUCUAUGCGUAUGUAUGAGUGCACACAAACCUGUCAUCUUAAAGUCUUGAGAUUGUUGCAGAGUAUAUAAAUCCAAUCAUAUCAGAGCUUAUUGAUUUUGUGUCUCCACAGAGAACCCAAGUGAGCCCUUCGGAGCGUCAGUCAUAAUAGAUGGAGUGACUUAUGGCACAGGAACUGCAAGCAGUAAAAAGCUUGCUAAGAAUAAAGCUGGUAAAUUCUUUUAUUGCACUGUGACUCUUUUAUGUUGAUAACUGAAGAAUAUACACAGUUAACUAAAUGUCUGUCACGGCAGCUCAGUGCUAAUCAGAUGUGCUUGAUUCAAUGCAACGUAAAAACAAUCACAUGUUAGAGGAUGAGGACACAGAUUAUGGUCUAUAAUGACACUGAUAAGUCAAAUUAGGAGUUGGAGACAUUAUAACACAGAUUUCAACAUAUGGAGUUUAACUUUUGUUUACAGUAAAGGGUAGAUUGUUGAAUUGUUGAGUUGGCUUGCUUUAGUCAUAAUCUGGUGUUAAUUGCAGCUCGAGCCACACUGGAAAUCCUCAUCCCUGACUUUGUGAAGCAGACGUCUGAGGAGAAGCCUGUUGAGGGCGAUGAACUAGAGGUACUUUUUAUUUCCUGUUUCUGGCAUUUAUUUCAGUUUUUACCUGAAAACUUUCUCAGUAGGGAGAACCUUGCUACCUUUGGAAAACACACCUUAUAGUGAAAACCCUACAGCAGUAACAGUUCACGCUCUCUACUCCACAGUAUUUUAAUCAUAUCAGUAUAGAAGACUCAAGAGUGUACGAGCUAACCAACAAAGCAGGACUACUUUCGCCAUAUCAGAUUCUUCAUGAGUGCCUUAAAAGGUAAGAGACAACCACAACUGGCAGUGCCAAAGUCUGCUUAACUCUGACCUACUGAUGCAAAGUUCAGCAAGGCCGCAGAACUAACCAAGUGUUGUUUCAUCUCUCCUGAAGAAAUCAUGGAAUGGGAGACACCAGCAUUAAAUUUGAGGUGAUCCCUGGGAAAAACCAGAAGAGUGAAUAUGUGAUGACAUGUGGGAAGCACACUGUGCGGGGCUGGUGUAAGUAGACCGUAAUCCUCCACAUACAACUUCUCCUAACAGUGCACAGAGCUGUGAAGAGACGUGUGUUUGUUUGAAUUUUGUCUGUUUGUUUCAAUCUUUCCUGUGACCUGUUUAAUGCUCUUUUUUGUAACAGGCAAAAACAAGAGAGUUGGCAAACAACUUGCAUCACAGAAGAUCUUGCAGAUGCUUCAUCCCCACGUUAAGAACUGGGGUUCACUGCUGCGCAUGUAUGGCAGGGAGAGCAAUAAGAUGGUCAAGAAGGUGGGUGUCCUCUCAUGCACAGAAGAAAAAAACGUAAUAAUCCUUAGUAUCUGUCUUUGAAGACUUAGCUGAUUGCUAGAGGACACAAAGGGGUGAGACCCUAAAGCCUAUUGCAUGUUUUCUUGGAUUCAGCAGUUAUUUUUUGUCUGGUGUAAUGAUCGAUUUGUAUUUUGUGAUUAAAGCCGCCUGUCUCAUAAGAACAACCAGUGAAAUGUGGAUGGCAAAUGCAAGUAAUGGAGACUGCUCUUCAUUUUGCCCGUUCUCUCUCCUGAUUUUUAAAAAUACCUCGUUUUUUUCAGGAGAGCUCAGACAAGAGUGUGAUCGAGCUGCAGCAGUAUGCCAAAAAGAACAAGCCAAACCUUCACAUAUUGAACAAAUUGCAAGAAGAAAUGAGGAAACUCGCAACCCAGAGGGUGAGGAUUUUUGUCUCUAUUGUGUGGCAUCCAUAGUAUCAGAGCAUAUUGAUCCCUUCCUUUCAUAAACUGAUGAACCUACAACUUCUUUAUCCUGCUCCUCUGCUGUCUGCAUGUCAGAGCUUUGAGGGGCCAUUCUUCUGUUGGCCCACAUGCUGAAUACAGCCCGGGGUGUUUCUGUCCCUCCUGCUUUGGAAGUUAAUUGCCCUUCUGUAUUAGUUGUGUCAGUUUGAAAUUGAAGUAUAAAAUUAGUUUAAUUCAGUGUUUUGGCCCUUCAUCUGUUGCCAAUAACCAAGAGUUAAUAACAAAUGUAGUCACUAGAGAGCCCUUUCAAAUAAGUCAAGGAACCAGAUUUUUCUUGGGGCAAACAUUUAUUAUUCGAGGUUGGAUACAGUUUAAAUUGAUGCAUUUGCAACACACAGCAGUCAGUCCCAGGAUGACCAAUUUCUUUGGCUGCUGAUUGAUUUCGAACCUAGAUUUACUCCUUAUUCUUUCAUGUCCACACCAGGAGGAAACCAGGAAGAAACCCAAGAUGACCAUAAUGGAGUCUGCCCAGCCGGGGAGUGAACCCCUCUGCACUGUUGAUGUUUAAGUCUCUGAAUCACUGACGAACCUCGGCACUGAAACCUAGUCACUGUCCGACAUCACACACACUACCACCACCCAUCACUUAAUUAUGCAUCACUGAAAUCUAAUGGCAAUAUAGUGUCACAUCGACGAGGCCAGUAGAGCAGCUUCUUUCACCUGCGUUUUCAAGGUUUCUGCUGGUAGAUGAGUAGAUAGGACUAACAGACAGUAGAGCAAAUAUCGUCUACCUCUCUAGGUGAGUCCUCGCUAUGGCACAAGAUAAGAAACCCUUCAGGCUGUGGAGAAGUUGAUGACAUGUGAACCACAACAGAAUAAUAAUGCAUGCUUUUUGUCCGCUCAAAACACACUGCACAACUUGGUUUUUGUUUGAAGUGUCGUUGGAAACCGUUGCGAUCUUUAGCCUACCAGCACCUAUUAGUUUUGUUUGUGCUCCAAGUAUUUGAAAGGGACUACUGCGACUUGUGUAUUUAUACCAUUUGUUAAAUUGGGAAACAAUGUUACUUGUUUAUUGGAUAUUUUAAUGGUUGGUGUUAUGGUUAUUAUGGUUGAUGAAUACAAAUUAUGCCGUUUUCUGUUUUUCUUCAGAAUCGACCGCCGCUGUCUGGGUUUGCACGAUAAACCAUGCGUUGUGAAGUGAUCACUAUUCAAAGCUGUCGUUAUGCACUUGUGUCCUGUCACAUAUUUUCGUUGACUGAUCAUGCUCAUGGUACAGGAUCAACUGCUUUUGAGAUAUUUAGGAACAGUAUAGCAUUUGGAGGGAAUUCUUUGCCUUUUUUUAUUGUUAUUUUGCUUCGUGAAGACGAGAAACAAACAUCUUCCUCCCCGUUCAACUCUGCAGUAAACCUGAGCACAGAGUGCUUGCGUGUGUUCAGGGUUUAAAAAAAAAAACAUUUAUUUAAGCGCUUAGUUUUUUCUAGCUUUUGAUAAUAUACUAAUCACAGACUAACAACUUAAUACAUUUCAGUAGCUUUUUUUGGUGCCCUGAAGAAAUUUCAUUGGCUACAUGUUGCCUUAGAUAGUAAACUUCAUGAAGGGCUCAGAGUAUAAACAAUAUAUUGGACCUAAAGCACCCUUCAAAAAGAAGUGGAAAGACCAAGUCCCUUCUACUUGAUGCAGCAUUUAUAUUUCAGCCUGUUAGUAUCUUAAAGACAGCUGUGAAACAUCAGAUUCAUAAAGGGGGAAAUGCCUGUUACGUGUACAGGUGUGUAAGAGCUGUCUUAAUUGAUUGUUGCAGCCUGUUAGUGUUUACCAUCCUGACAGCUGGUCAUAUUUCUAACAAGCAGAACCCAGUUUUCCAAAGCAGCCUUGCAAAAUGAUGGUUCACUGAGAUGAUCAAAACACAGAAGUCUCUUAGUCCAGUUAAAGCUGAUGAAACUGUGUAUACCAAAGCUUACAUACAGUCUUAUGCAUUUUAUAGAAUAAUGUUGCUGCAGACAGUACAGUAGAAAACAGGAAAAUACAUAGACGCAUUAGUCGCUGGAACAAAAAUAACCUGCUGUGCAAUCUUUGUCAAGUAUUUGGCCUGUGGUUUUUCUACUGAACAUACAAGGACACGUCACAGUUAAAACACAAGGCUGCUGUGAUAUUGUAGAUCGCUUUAAGAAUGUGCUUUCCCCUCUGUGCGUUUAUCGUCUUGCCAGCCGUGUGUCAGUGUGAGAAGAAGAGAUAAAAAAAAGAAACUGCUUUUACAUGUGUUGCUUUUACAUGUGUUGCUGUUGAUUUGUACCAAUGAACUGUUUGAGAUGUUGCUGCCUAGAAAAUGAAGUAUGUAUUGCAACCUGAGCUCAUGACUUCAGUGAUGUUUGUUAUGCAAAAUAAAAUGUCUUGACUAAUGAUGAGAAUGGGUCGGAUGAUUCAGUCGCAGUUUGAUGAAACACUUGGACACAAAGAGUAAACAGCAGUAGGUUUGUAUGUGGCGAAGCUGUUUAUUUCCUUUGACAGCUGUGAACAGGGUUUGAAAAUUCAGGAAGACAAACUCAAACUUUAAUCAUGAGACAUUCAUUCAGUUAUUUCCUUCAAAAGAAAAAGGUUUAUCAAACUUAAUCUAAGUAUUGUCUUACGAAACAAUGGGCUUAAACAGGAAGUUUGUAUUUUAGUUGAAAUGGCCCUUUAAAUUUAAGACUACUCAGCCUUGUAGAAACAGAAAUGACAGAAAAAUAAUGCAACUGCAAAUGUUGAUGCUUCAAAAGCGAGUUAAAGAACAGUGAGGCGUGCAUGCUUUUCUAAUACAGGAACUCCUGGAGGCUAUGACCCUUUCUCUUCCUGAGCGCUGCUGGCCUGCUGCUGUUGGGAAUUGUACUCCACUCUCUCCAGCAGCAGAAGCAUCUCUACGUGCAUCGUCUGAGGGAACAAAUCCACAGCCAUGGCUCGAACCGGACGGAACGGGGCGCCGUGAACUCUGUUGGAUGGCGCCCUGCACAGACUGAAAGAAAAAAGAUCAAAAAUGAUUUAUUUUUUGAAGGUUUUGUCUCUUUUGCAGUAAAAUUACAACUUUUACCUACAAAAGAACUCAUCUAAACUGGGCGCAAACUAGGAGCAUGUGACUCACUCAAUGAAGUUGUUCAUGGCUGCUUUAGCGUUGCACGCCACAUAAACCAGCCUCUUCAGAUGCUCUGCUCUCCUGAUGGCGAGCACCACCUUGGAAUCUGUUUGAUGGGACACAAACUCUUAAUUUGAGACGUUUUUUUUUAAGUUAAUAAAAUUAUAGGAUCAUGAUUCUGCUGUUGACUCACGUAGGCCUGCUCUUGGUGGAUCCACAAUGGCUGUGACGUUCGGUGACACGAGAGCGUUGAGGAUGUUUGGGAACACAUCUUCAGCUUUUCCACAGUGGAACUCCACAUUAGUCAGACCUUAAGAUACAAAAAACAAGCUGAUCACGUAUCCUGGGAACUUUUUCACUUUAUCAGUGUGUCACAGCUGGAACUAAGUUUGAUGAUCACAUUUAAAAGCCACUUUUACAAUCGACCUGUGGUUGGGUGUCAGCUUGCUCCUUACCGUUGAGUUUUGCGUUCACUUUGGCAUCUUCUACGGCCUCCUGACAGAGCUCGAUCCCAAUCACCUUCUUCACUCUCUGCAGACAAAAUCAGUUAUACAUGAAAAAAGCUCCAAUAAGAUACAGAAAAUAGAAGCAUUAGUCCAAAUAAUCGAAGCACAGUCACAGGUAAGUUAAGUAUCUGAUACUGGCGUCACCUUGGCCAGAGAGAUCCCAAUCGUCCCAGUUCCACAGCAUACAUCCAGUACGGUGCUGUCCUGGUCCAGCUGGGCCCAUUCCCCCACUGCUGAGUACAGCACCUCUGCAGCUCCAGUGUUCACCUACCAGGUAACACAGCCACAUGUUACACACAUUAUACAAACACUGAUGGUUACACUGGGCUGAAAGAAUAUUUAGAUAGGUUUCUGUUUAUUACCUGGAAGAAGGAAUGAGGAGAUAUUCUGAACUUCAGACCCAGAAGAUCCUCAUGAAUGCUGCCCUCUCCUGACACCAGCUCACAGGGCAGGUCCUCUAGGUUUGGAGAAGUCCUAAAAGCCCAAAACAAAAAGGUAAGUGCGAUCCUAAGAGACUUUUUAAUCUUUUCUUCACAGCGAAGAAGCUUUCCUUUUACCUCUGACCCUCUCUGACAAAGUAAAGAGAGGUGACUCCGCUGUCCUUCCCCUCUCCUUCUGUAAAGUAGCUCUUCAUAGAGGAUUUUAAUGCGUUGAUUUCUUCUUCUUCAAGUUUCUAGGACAUGAAACACGAAAAAUGGUCAAAAAUAAUAGUGUUAGUGUUGAAGGCUGAUUAAGAAACACAAUGACAAAAAGUAUCACAGACUAUUUCUGCACCUGUGGGUUAAAGAAAGCCAUAGCCAUAGCUUGUUUGGUCCUUGUGGUCCGCACAGUCAGCUGCUUCCAGUGUCCUUCGUAUGUUUCAGGACUGUACACAGAGUACGGUGUUGUCCUGUAUGCAGAGACCAAAAUGCAAUAACAAAAAUUUAAUGCCAUCAGACUAUGUCAGAAAAAUCUCACAUCAUGAGCAGUCUUGUUUUCUUCAGCCAGGGCUUGUCGUGGACUUGCACGAUCAUGCAGUAAUACCUGAUGAACUUCUGAAACUCGCUGACCACUCUUUUGGCCUCAGCUGAGACAUGGCUGGUCUCAGCCGGCCCCACCACGGCACAGGAGCCGCCUUUGUAUUUCCCCAGACGAAAACCGAUGGUCUUAUCCUCGCCGUCUGCACCCACUGAAAUGAGGAACUCGCACUUGUUCCUGUACUCUGUCUGCCAUGAUACAAGGGAAAAAAUGAUAUUAAAGGGAUUUUGAGAACUCACUGUGAGAGAUCUAGCUGUUUGUAUUUAUGUGUGUUAAUAUACCUGAGUAGGAGAUGGUCGAAUAGCCUCCAGAGGACAGCACAUCUUGUUGUAUUUCCCUUUUUGAGCAAACAGCCAUGGCAGCAUGGCUUUGUUGGUGCUGCCGAUCUCUCUGGAAAAAAAAUGUACAGUAUUAUUCAAUAUAUGAUAUGGUGAUACUAUAUCACAUCCUAACAAAAUUAAGGUAAAAGUUACAUCCAGAGCUUAGAGCAUUAUUGCAUAGACUCCUGUGAAGAUGUGGAGCAACUUUUCCUUUAGGUCAGUUCUUGUGCAUGUGUGCUGUCUGGAUUUCUCUUGCUAUCACUUCAAAUGAGACAAAAAGUCUAAUGUAGUUAUUUUAAAUACAUGAGAAGCCUGAGGAGGUCUGGUAGUAUAGUGACCCUUCAGUUAUUCACAGUAAACUCUGAGUGUAGACUGUAAGGGGAAUCCAUAAAUAUGGUUUUAGAAACAGCAUGCAUUUGUCAUAUAAUUGACUUCAACUCACUUGGCCAGCCUCUGCAGGACCCCCACCACCUCCUGCUCCUUCCUCUUCAGCUGCUCCUCAUAUGGCACGUUCCACAGAGGAGUCACCACAUUGGCUAACUGAACACUGAGCGGCUCCUCUUGCUCGUCCCCGUCUCCACGUUUGGAUGGUGGCUGCCCUCCUGCUCCUUCUCCUUCCUCCUGCUUCCUCUUCCUCAGGAUGGGGUCUGCUUUGGGUUUGGCCAGCCUGACACUCAGCACCUGCCCCUUCCACUGCAUGCCGUGAACCAUCUUCAUCGCCUUGUCUCGCUCUUCCUCAUUCUUGAAGGUGACAAAGGCAAAGGUCUGCUUACCGAACAGCUUGAUUUUGUGAGGGUUGAGGCUGUGUUUGGCCAGGAACUUCUUCAGAUCGUUGAAGCCGAUGAACUUGGGCAGGUUCCUGAUCUCCACCUUGUAGAUCUCAGAUGUGAAGAGGUCGGUUUUGAUGUAGCGGUACAUGCUUGGGUCUCCUUCAGCUUCUUGAGGGGCAGACUGAACAUCAUCAGGGCUGGAGUCCUGAGGGUGGUCGUCAGUCUUCUGCUCCACUGAGGGAGGAGGAUCAACCACUGGGCUGUCACUCACAUCUGCCAUGUCUCUGUUCGUGUUAAAAUUUAUUGAUCAGUUAUUAUUACAUAAAAAACACACACAUGUAUAAAACUGCCCUAGUUUAAACUGUUUAAUGAUAAUAGUAGUUCUGGGGUAAGUUGAACCAGCCCACUGAGCGAUCGAUGUUGCACUUUAACCCAUUAAUCGAUAACUAUUUAUUUCAAAAAGCAACUGUGAGCAACUCCCCUAUGCCACGAUGAAAUCAUUUUAAUGACUUGCAGAGCUUUGUGUUAAUCUGGUUUGGCACACUUAAAAAGAAAGUCAUUAUCUCGUUGAAAAUUUUGACAUUUUAAAGUUUCCUAAUGUGCAAAGUGUCGCUCAAUGUAACUCCAAGUUGUAUCUUUCAUGCAGCUUACCUUCUCUUAUUUAUUUUCCAGUACCUCUCUCUAAACUGUACAGGGCGCCGCCAUGUUGAUAUUACCACGUGCGUGCAGCGAUGAACUCU
Messenger RNA from Xyrichtys novacula (pearly razorfish), 14888 nucleotides. Lineage: Eukaryota; Metazoa; Chordata; Actinopteri; Labriformes; Labridae. The record is from the annotation of a GenBank genome assembly.